GUCUACCUAACAUGGCUAACUCGCACCAGUAGCACUGGUAGCAAUUUGAGGAAAGCCGUCAAGCUUUUGUCAAAUUCACUAGCGGUAUCAUAUUCCCUGGCCAUUGUAUUGCAGAGAAUUGUUUAUUGGAGCGUCUGUUGUUUCACUACUACUGCGGGUCGUUGGAGUUUCACGAUCGAUAGACCUGGCUUCUCGUGAUAUUUUGGCCUUUGAGGGGGGGCUCCACUGAGCAGGGGCCCAAACUGUAGCAAUAGGGACCUUCAUCUUGUUUACUGAGUCCUCUGGAGACUCCUGGGUUGUCCAGCCAAGAUGUCCUCCAUCUUGCCAUUUACUCCUCCUGUGGUGAAGAGGCUUUUGGGCUGGAAGAAGUCAACCAACGGACCCGGUGGAGCGGGUGGCGGAGAACAGAAUGGCCAGGAGGAGAAAUGGUGUGAAAAGGCUGUAAAGAGUUUAGUGAAGAAGCUCAAGAAGACAGGACAGCUGGAUGAGCUGGAGAAAGCUAUAACCACGCAGAACUGCAACACUAAGUGUGUCACCAUCCCCAGCAAUUGCUCAGAAAUAUGGGGACUGAGUUCACCAAAUACGAUAGAGCAGUGGGACACAUCAGGCCUUUACAGCUAUUCGGACCAAACAAGAUCCCUUGAUGGCCACUUUCAGGGGUCCCACAGGAAGGGGCUUCCCCAUGUUAUCUAUUGCCGUUUGUGGCGGUGGCCAGAUCUCCACAGCCACCAUGAACUGCGUGCAAUCGAGGCCUGUGAGUAUGCCUUUCACCUCAAGAAGGAUGAGGUCUGCAUCAACCCCUACCAUUAUCAGAGGGUCGAGACUCCAGUUCUGCCUCCAGUUCUUGUGCCAAGACACUCUGAAAUUCUGACAGAGUUGCCACCUCUGGAUGACUACACUCAUUCCAUACCCGAGAACACAAACUUUCCUGCAGGAAUUGAUCCUCCAAAUAACUACAUACCAGAAACGCCUCCGCCUGGUUACAUCAGUGAGGAUGGAGAGGCCAGUGAUCAACAGAUCAAUCAAAGCAUGGAUACAGGUUCUCCAGCAGAGAUGUCUCCCAGCACUCUGUCACCUGUCAAUCACAGUAUGGACCUGCAACCAGUGACUUACUCAGAACCGGCUUUUUGGUGCUCAAUAGCCUACUAUGAGCUAAACCAACGUGUUGGGGAGACCUUCCAUGCCUCACAGCCCUCGUUGACUGUCGAUGGAUUUACAGAUCCAUCCAACUCUGAGCGAUUCUGCUUAGGUCUGCUGUCUAAUGUCAACAGAAAUGCCACUGUAGAGAUGACGCGAAGGCAUAUAGGAAGAGGUGUUAGACUCUACUACAUUGGCGGAGAAGUGUUUGCUGAGUGUCUGAGUGAUAGUGCCAUCUUUGUCCAGAGUCCAAACUGCAAUCAGCGGUAUGGAUGGCAUCCAGCAACAGUGUGUAAAAUUCCGCCAGGUUGUAAUUUAAAAAUCUUUAACAAUCAAGAAUUUGCAGCUCUGCUAGCCCAGUCUGUGAACCAGGGCUUUGAAGCGGUGUACCAGCUCACUCGGAUGUGCACCAUCCGUAUGAGCUUCGUCAAAGGCUGGGGAGCAGAGUACAGAAGGCAGACGGUUACGAGCACUCCGUGCUGGAUCGAGUUACAUUUGAAUGGUCCUCUACAGUGGCUCGAUAAGGUCUUGACCCAGAUGGGUUCCCCGUCUGCACGCUGCUCCAGUAUGUCUUAAAACAAGGAUGAAACGCCACACUCCUCGAAAGAAAAUGGUUACAAAGAUCAAAUUUCAAUUGAGUCCCAUCUUUCAAAUCCCAGCAAAACAAUUUGUGUUCAUUGCAUAGUAUUUGUUCCCCUUCUCCACAGAGCUCAAUAGAAUUUGGCACUUUGUUAGUCAUCUUUCAUGCACCUUGUUCAACUGCUUCUUCCCAAAUCGUGUAUUACAUCUAUUUGAGGUACAAAUACAUUGUAAAGUAUUCUUGUCCAGGAAGUAGGCGAAAUACCAAAAAUGUAAGAAUAUUUCUCACUCCAUGGCUUGUGUGCUAAGAUAUUUGCUCUGGACCUUCUCUCAAGUAUUGUUCUGAGCAUAUGUUUUCAUUUCUCAAAGAAAUAUUGCCCAUGUUUUGUCAGGGUUCAGGGAGCUUAUUGAAGGUAGCCAUGGAGUGGAACCUUUUUUUUUUUUUUUUUUUAAACAAAAAAACAAUGAAAUCAACCUCACUGUAUGCUAGACUUGAAUCCCCUACCCCCCUUUUUUUUUUCUUUUUUAAACUCGUGUCGUUAUAAGACAUACUACUUAACUGACAAAUAGGAAUGUUGGUUUAAAAAUCCCAAACCCUAAACAAACUGAAAGUUCAGUGUGUUUGUUAAUUUCUUUGUCAUUAUAUGGCAGUAUUUGUCCAUGGUGAAGUUCACUCUCAUCCCAACAUCCAGCCUGGUUUACAAAUGAGGCUUUGAGGGUUGCACUUGGCAGGGACCAGAGAAUAUCAACUAUUAGCAAGAGCUUCUUUUGUCUCACUUUCCAAGAGGCAUUUAAUCGUCACAUCAGGAUCAAUUGAAGUUAUCAAUGAGUAUUCAUCAUUGGUUUUAGCCUAUAUCCCAAUUGUUUUGCUACUUCUUUGUAUUCUCAUGUAUUUUUAUAUAUAAAUCUAUGUAAAAUGUUCUCAUAGAGUGAUAUUUUCAAAAACACAGCUGCCAGCAAAACUAACCUGGGGGCUGAGGAUCAUUCCUUUAUUUGGCCUGAAAGGUUCAGCUGACAUUAAUUUCCUUCCAUCUGUGACUCCUUGCUUCAGUGGAAAAAAAGUAUUUGCUACUUUGCAAUGGCCCUUCCUUCAUCUCUUUACAACAACCACCUUUUUGUGCUUCAUCAAGAUUUACUGUCAGCUAGCUUUCGAAGUGUUCUCAGAACAUGGGAGAUUGCUUUUCUUUCUUCCCAAAGAAAAGUGCUAAUGUGCCCCCUCACUGGGACUGUUGGUGUUAAGUGUAUUGUAUUUGUUCUGUCUAUAAAAUAUAGUAAAACAAUA
This is a messenger RNA of Syngnathus typhle (broad-nosed pipefish), 2998 nucleotides long. Its product is annotated as mothers against decapentaplegic homolog 2. The transcript has 11 exons. The record is from RefSeq and is a predicted model, not a curated record. Gene Ontology annotation, cellular component: heteromeric SMAD protein complex. NCBI's taxonomy places the organism in Eukaryota, Metazoa, Chordata, Actinopteri, Syngnathiformes, Syngnathidae. Gene Ontology annotation, molecular function: RNA polymerase II cis-regulatory region sequence-specific DNA binding; DNA-binding transcription factor activity, RNA polymerase II-specific; I-SMAD binding. Bases 310 to 1713 code for a protein of 467 amino acids. Gene Ontology annotation, biological process: anatomical structure morphogenesis; BMP signaling pathway; transforming growth factor beta receptor signaling pathway.